UGUGUUGUGGGCAGCACUGUUAACUGUCAAAACCUCGGCUCGGCUUCUCAUACGUGUCGUUUUCGUGUGUCGCUCUCGACGUGUGCAUUUUGUUUUUCCAAACCCAAAAGCAAAACUUACAGUCUUAAAAAGAUGGCCCCACCACAAAGGAUGCGUGUCGCCAAUGAAAAGGCUAGCAAAUACGUGACUAUGCGAGGCAACGUACCAAAAUCUUCGAAAUCCAAAGAUAACCAAUACCCUGUUGGACCUUGGCUUUUGGCGUUGUUCAUUUUCGUGGUUUGCGGUUCUGCUAUUUUCCAAAUAAUACAGUCGAUCCGAGCAGCGUAAAAGUCAUACCCAGCUAAAUUAAGUUCUUUAAUUUUAUAUAUACAAUUAAUAAUCUUCCGAAAUCCAAUCAUUUAUUAUUGCCAAAGUUAAAAAAAUAGCCAAUUGCAAAAAAUAUUUUAUAUUUCACUCGCUUAAAGUCAGAAAUGUUUCUGGUUUAUGAAGGAACUCCUUAUUAUUGAAAGAUCGAAUUCAUUGUUUAAUAUAAGCAUGACAAUAUGUUAUCAAUCAUUUAGCGUUGGAAUUUAUUUUCGAAAGCAUUCCUCUUUGGUGAUAUUUGUGAUUGGUUUAUUUUUUUUUCUUGUUUGAGCAACAAAUACUGUACAACUAAAUGUCUAUCUGUAGCCUGCUCGAGAUUUAAGAUGUAACUUUAUUGAUUUACGUAAUUUUGUAUAAAAAAUUAUAAAUAUAUUAAUUUUUUACUUGUAAAAGUUAAAAAA
Molecule: messenger RNA, 764 nt
Organism: Ceratitis capitata (Mediterranean fruit fly)
Lineage: Eukaryota; Metazoa; Arthropoda; Insecta; Diptera; Tephritidae
Product: stress-associated endoplasmic reticulum protein 2
Exons: 3
Coding region: 133-327 (64 amino acids)
Biological process (GO): endoplasmic reticulum unfolded protein response
Cellular component (GO): endoplasmic reticulum
Source: RefSeq, a predicted model, not a curated record